Molecule: messenger RNA, 2745 nt
Organism: Paramormyrops kingsleyae
Lineage: Eukaryota; Metazoa; Chordata; Actinopteri; Osteoglossiformes; Mormyridae
Gene: slc67a1
Product: solute carrier family 67 member 1
Biological process (GO): transmembrane transport
Cellular component (GO): nuclear envelope
Molecular function (GO): transmembrane transporter activity
Source: RefSeq, a predicted model, not a curated record
AUAGCUCAUGACCAUAGUGUGCAAACUGGGAGAGCUACAGUAUACUAAAAUGGCGUUAUUACGAAUCGCUACUUAACAUUGUGAUAUCAAGUGUAUCUGAUACAAAAAUGCUAGAUACGAAUAAUAAAGGCUUAUCUCUGUAUAACAGGGAAGUAACAAUGCCUACGUUGUUAUGGUAAAAUACACAGUGGGGGAAAUCUGUAGCUUUGUUUUUAAACUUUCGGUUUAAACACAGCGGCCGACCGGCAGAAGUAAGUUUACAGAAGUGUUAAGUCCUCGCCCCUAAGAUCAAAGUCCCAGACUCAGUUCUGAAGACCAUUUAGAGCUAAAGUGGACGCGAAAACGACUUCUUCACCAUACUGGCAUCCAGAUGUGUCACCUUUCCUCAGACUGCGAUGUAAUUUCAUCAGGAAGAAAUGCGUGAAUCCCGACGCUGACACGGAAGAGAUUGACGGCUUUUAGUGUGUGCAGACAUCCGGUCAGUGCUUUUCUGGACUUUCUCUGGUUAACGUUACUCCCCCGCGCCCGAAAACAUGUCGGACCCAAAACCGCAUUCAAAGACAAACACCCCGGACUCAGAGUCCGCUAAAAAACUGAACAGAGUGCUCUGUGUCACCUAUCUAAUAGCGACACUGGACAUCACAUGGCUCUUCGUCCAGUUUUCUAUAACUCCCUACUUGGCAAAAAGGCUGGGAUUUGACACCUUGUGGUUUGGAUACUUACAAACCAUGGUAGGAGUAAUUCAGCUUUUGGGAGGCCCUAUAUUUGGCAGGUUUGCUGACCUGUUCGGGGCACGGACAGCCCUGGCUCUCUCCUCUUUAGCCUCUGUGGUGUAUUUCAUCCUGCUGGCAGUGGCUAACAGCGUCCCCAUGCUCUUCCUCCAUAAGCUGCCAGCCAUCUUCAUGCACGCCUUGCCAGGGACUCAGAUGGUCGUGGCAGACCUGACAGAGCCGGAGAAGCGGGCAGCAGCCCUGGCCAAACUGGGCCUUUGCUUUGGAUUUGGGAUGAUCACAGGCUCCUCUCUGGGGGGCACGCUCAGCACACACUAUGGGGAGACAUUCGCAGCUUGUGUGGCAGCUGCUGGAAGUCUUUUCAGCUUGGUCCUAGUUUUGAAGUUCAUCCCCAAACAUACCAAAAAGCAGACUGUUGAGAAGGACGAUUCUUCAGAAAGGGGAGUAGCUGGGUCGGUGUUCAACCUCGCAAAGAUUGCCAGGCUAGUGAAUUUCCCUGGUGUGGCAAAGAUCUUCACUGUAAAGAUCAUUUCGGGUCUGCCUGGCGGUGUGUUCCAGGUCAUGUUCUCUAUAAUCGCCAUGGACUUCUUUCAGCUUCAGGCUGAGCAGACUGGGUACCUCAUGGCCUACAUUGGAAUCAUACAAAUGGUGAUACAGGGCGGUGUGAUUGAAAGGCUGACGUCCAAGUUCUCUGAAAACUUGUUGCUUCUGUUCUCCGUUGGUCUGACUAGCCUAGUGGGCUUAAUGCAGAUCCUGAUGACCAGUGUGGUGCACUUCUGCUUCAUAGUCAUUCCCAUGAUGCUCUCCCUCAGUGUGUUUAAUGUCAUCACGGACAGUAUUCUGACCAAAAGUGUGCCUUCCUCAGACACAGGAACAAUGCUGGGUAUGUGUGCCUCUGUGCAGUCUUUGCUCCGCACCAUGGGACCAACAAUUGGAGGAUUUCUAUACCAGACCUAUGGAGUGGCUUCUUUUGGUUGCAUCCAGUUUUGUGUCAACUUUUUAGUGUUCAGCUACCUCUUAAAAAGUAACACAAUAAAAAAUGAAUAAUAAACUAGGAAAGCACUUGAUCUUGAAAGAUGCCCAAAAUUACAAUGAUACUUUGUCAUUUUUCAAUCACUUGAUCAUAUACGCCUAUUUGGUUAAUUGGCUCUUUUUGUAGUUUGCAUUACUUCUUAUCCAGUACUGAAUCACAGGCCUGGAGCCUGUCCCAGCUAGCAAUGGGAACAAGACAGGAAACAUGCUGGAGGGAUACCAGUCCUAUGCAGGGCACACAUGCACACACACACACACGCACACACACGCACAUGCACACACACACGCACACACACACAUGCACACACGCACAUGCACACACACACACACGCAUAUGCACACACACACACGCACACACACACACACACACAAUAUAAGCAAAUUAGAAACACCAUGUACUAUGAUAGUGAUUGUAUUGUUAUAUUACAUGGGAGGAUCUAAAGGUUUGUGUUAUAUUUUGCUGCAAUGUAAUGCCAUUUUAAUUAAACUGAAAAAAUUAUAAUAAUGAUUUUAAAUAACCAUGAUUUGUUCUUAAUAGACCAAUUCAUUGAAGAGUAUGAUUUACUUGUCCAUUAAUGUUGUGUUUAAUAUUCCCAAAUAAAAUGAAAAAUCUUAUAUAAAAUGAGCACAUUUUGAAAGAAAUAAAAAUGGCAGUUGUUACCCUGUUGCUAUUCACUAAAGUAAAAUGAAAAGCCACCAUAUUACCGUGGCUUUCCUCUAUAAAUUGCCUGCAAAGGGGAAUUUGUUUUUCUUAGAUAUUUUCCUUUGUGUUCAAUGAGAUGUUUGCGUUGCAUCGUGGUACAAAAACUCAUUUGCCCGUCCCUGUUUCGAUUAUUCUUACUUUCAUGCCGUGAUUGUACCAUAUGCUUAUAAAUUGAGUAUGUAAAUGCAAAUUGUCGUUGGGAAGAAGUGACCACUAAAUGAGUAAAUAUACAGGUUAAAUAUUAAGCAAUAAAAAUGGUCGACCCAUAGAAUUACACAG